AAACAUUGCAAACUUGAAUUUGAGCUUCAAAAGAAGUCUGGUGAAGUAACAUAUAUUGUGAAGUGCAAAUUGAUUUUAACAAUGAAGCCAACCCAAGUUGCUGAUGAAAUGUUUCCAGAAGGAGCUGGUCCAUAUAUGGAUCUAGAAGAGGCCGGUGGACUCAGUGGAUUACUGAUGGAUUUAGCUGCUAAUGAAAAAGCAGUACAUGCAGAUUUUUUCAAUGAUUUUGAUGACUUGUAUAAUGAUAAUGAUCUCGAUUGAAUUUAAUACCAUACUGUGAUUUUAUUAUUAAUAUAAAUUAAUUUGUUGGGCCAUAAAAUAAUGAUGGAAUAAAAGUAAAUUAACAUA
Molecule: messenger RNA, 348 nt
Organism: Chelonus insularis
Lineage: Eukaryota; Metazoa; Arthropoda; Insecta; Hymenoptera; Braconidae
Product: COP9 signalosome complex subunit 9
Exons: 3
Coding region: 82-261 (59 amino acids)
Biological process (GO): negative regulation of protein neddylation
Source: RefSeq, a predicted model, not a curated record